Messenger RNA from Chara braunii, 1497 nucleotides. The record is from the annotation of a GenBank genome assembly. NCBI's taxonomy places the organism in Eukaryota, Viridiplantae, Streptophyta, Charophyceae, Charales, Characeae.
GACUAUGUGAGAGGGGGGUGAGUUCUUUUUCAUCUAAAGAGCCCGGCCACUCAGCAGAUUGGAAGCUGCAAAUGGACGCUGCCCCUGAGGCAGAGAAAGCGCAGUACCGGUUCUUCUAUGAGAAAGCAUUGAAGAGGGAGGAGGAAGAGAAAGAGAAGGAGAGGGAGGAGAAGGUAAAGGCUCAUGAAGCCAUUUUUUGUACCUUGCCUGCCCUGACCGAUGCGGAGGUGGAAGAGAAAACCGUUCCACUCCUCCGGGCUUUGGUGGACGUCCGGACUGUUGAGGACCACACUGGCCAACUCGCCAAAGUGUUCGACGAACUCAAGAAGUUGCGCGAGGACAUGGCCUUGAUGGCACAUCAGCACCGUGACCAGCUGCAACAGUUUGCUAAUGUGCAGCCAGCUCAAAGCAUCCUUCCGUCUACCUACCCUGCUUCUAGUGCUGCGUGUCAUUCUGUUUUUGCCCCUCUAAAUGUGUCUUCUUCUACUUCUUCUUCGUCUUUGAGUGUGGCUAACAGCCAAUCCGGAUCUGCCGCAGGUCCAGACCCCGCUGCUGCUGCUGCUGCUGCUGCUGCUGCAGAGGCAAGUGGCAGUGCAGGGAAUUCUGGAACUGUUGCAGUCCCGAGUUCGGACCAGACAAUGGCUGGUCUUAGCGGCAGCUUUGCCUACAUCGACAGGAAGGCGGCGCAGAUUCCGUCCAAGUAUGACGGAAAGGAUGACACCGAGUCUUGGAUCAGCUCCAUGCGAUCCUACUUUGAUGUGUUGGGGACCCCCCCGUCAACCCAGUCGUUUAGCCUAGGGACUAAUGUGGAGCCCGUCGUGAGGGGUUUCUUGGAAACCCAAGCUGUCCAAUCAGGCUAUAAGAGAAUAGACAUGAACAAAUGGUUGAAGACUACGCCUACCGCAACAGUCGAGGAUCUCUUGAUCAAACAGUAUGCUGAUCCACAUGCUGCAGCCAAAGCUAGACUUAAGCUUGACAAGCUCAAGCACAGCAAGUGGACCGGCACCAUGCAUAGCCUGCAGCAGUAUGUUAGUAAACUCUUUGCUACUCCGGAUCUGGAGAUGACUACGCAGUCUUGUUUGGAUGUGAUAAAAGGUACGGUCCCCUCUACUCUAAAAGAUCUCCUAGGGCUCGGACUCAGCGCAUAUACAGAUUGGCUUACCCUCAUGCGGGAUUUAGUCAAGCUGGAGGCACAAGACCUCCCGGGUGGAUCAAGUGGCAAAAAGACCACCAGCCGCAAAUGGUUUCCAGGCAGCAACCGUUUUGCAGCACACGAUCUGCUUAAGGCGGACGAGGAGACCCUCGUGGAGAAAUGUUCUCUUGAUGACGAUCAAGAGCAAGACUGCGGGGCAUCUUGAUCUUUGUCGGCCCAUGAGUCUGAGUAUGUGAACGACGAUGAAUCUAUGAAUGCCUUCAAAAAGACUGUCUUUCAAAAUGAAUGUAUACUUCGAAUUUGGCCAGGAUCAUAACAACUACUAGUAAACGCAUAUGAAUGCG